Molecule: messenger RNA, 1826 nt
Organism: Prionailurus viverrinus (fishing cat)
Lineage: Eukaryota; Metazoa; Chordata; Mammalia; Carnivora; Felidae
Gene: KLC3
Product: kinesin light chain 3
Exons: 13
Coding region: 143-1660 (505 amino acids)
Biological process (GO): axo-dendritic transport
Cellular component (GO): kinesin complex; cytoplasm; membrane-bounded organelle
Molecular function (GO): kinesin binding
Source: RefSeq, a predicted model, not a curated record
AGGGCGCCUCCAGUCCCAGGUCACAUAGCCCGGAGUGCUGGGCCAGGGUACCUGGGGCCCUUGGGGUGGAGGGGGCUGGCCAGGUGAGCUCAGGGCAGCGGAGAGGCCACAAGACCACCGUUUGCCCUCUUUGGGAGCGGCGAUGUCCGUGCAGGUGGCGGCCCCCGGAAACGCGGCGCUGGGCCCGGAGCGCCUGAGCCCCGAGGAGCUGGUGCGCCAGACGCGGCAGGUGGUCCAGGGGCUGGAGGCCCUGCGGGCGGAGCACCGUGGCCUGGCCAGGCACCUGGCGGAGGCCCUGGCAGGGCAGGGCCUGGUGGCGGGCUUGGAGCUGCUGGAAGAAAAGCAGCAGGUGGUGAGCCACGCGCUGGAGGCCAUCGAGCUGGGACUGGGUGAGGCCCAGGUGCUGCUGGCCCUGUCCGCGCACGUGGGCUCCCUGGAGGCAGAGAAGCAGCGGCUGCGAGCGCAGGCCCGGCGGCUGGCCCAGGAGAACUCGUGGCUGCGGGAGGAGCUGGAGGAGACGCAGCGACGGCUGAGGGCCAGCGAGGAGGCCGUGGCCCAGCUGGAGGAGGAGAAGAGCCACCUCGAGUUCCUAGGGCAGCUGAGGCAGUAUGACCCGCCCGCGGAGAACCAGCGGCCUGAAUCCCCGCCUCGCCGGGACAGCCUGGCCUCCCUGUUCCCCAGUGAGGAGGAAGAGAGGAAAGGUCCGGAGGCAGUGGGGGCCGCAGCCGCUCAGCAGGGGGGCUAUGAGAUCCCCGCCCGCCUUCGGACCCUGCACAACCUCGUGAUCCAGUACGCAGGGCAGGGCCGCUACGAGGUCGCCGUGCCACUGUGCCGCCAGGCCUUAGAGGACCUCGAACGGAGCUCAGGCCACUGCCACCCUGACGUGGCCACCAUGCUCAACAUCCUGGCGCUGGUGUACCGGGACCAGAACAAGUACAAAGAGGCCACAGACCUUCUCCACGAUGCCCUGCAGAUCCGGGAGCAGACGCUGGGCCCCGAGCACCCCGCGGUGGCCGCCACCCUCAACAACCUGGCUGUGCUCUAUGGGAAGCGCGGGCGCUACCGGGAGGCCGAGCCGCUGUGCCAGCGUGCCCUGGAGAUCCGUGAGAAGGUCCUGGGCACCGACCACCCGGACGUGGCCAAGCAGCUCAACAACCUGGCCCUGCUCUGCCAGAACCAGGGCAAGUUCGAGGAGGUGGAACAGCACUAUGCCCGAGCCCUGAGCAUUUAUGAGGCCCUGGGGGGGCCCCACGACCCGAACGUGGCCAAGACCAAGAACAACCUGGCCUCGGCCUACCUGAAACAGAACAAGUACCAGCAGGCAGAAGAGCUGUACAAAGAGAUCCUCAGCCGGGAAGACCUGCCUGCCCCUCUGGGAGCCCCCCCCACAGGCACGGCUGGGGACACAGAACAGCAGCCCCUGCGUCGGAGCAGCUCAUUCUCCAAGUUCCGCGAGUCCCUCCGGCGUGGAAGCGAGAAGCUGGUCUCCCGUCUCCGAGGCGAGGGGGUGGCUGGGGCAGCAGGAAUGAAGAGAGCCAUGUCGCUCAAUAUGCUGAACGUGGACGGUCCAAAGGCUGCAGGGACCCAGUUCGCCAACCAGCACCUGAGCGAGGCUGCUCGGACCCUCAGCGCCAGCACCCAGGACCUGGGCCCCCGCUGAAGUUGACAGGACCACACGGCUCCAGCUUCUCAGGAAGAGUGGGGAAGGGGUGGAGGUUGGCCUUUCAGCUCCCGGAUGACCUCUCCCCUGGGGGGGCCCCCAGGGUACCGGGCUUCACUGUGCCCCACUCUCCUCCUGCGAUUAAAGGCUGUAGAUUCGGAAGCCA